This is a messenger RNA of Heteronotia binoei (common prickly gecko), 1738 nucleotides long. RefSeq names its product synaptophysin-like protein 1. The transcript has 6 exons. Gene Ontology annotation, cellular component: synaptic vesicle membrane; synaptic vesicle. Lineage: Eukaryota; Metazoa; Chordata; Lepidosauria; Squamata; Gekkonidae. The record is from RefSeq and is a predicted model, not a curated record. Bases 122 to 856 code for a protein of 244 amino acids.
UGGUAGUCAUGUGCGAUCAGGCAGGGAAGAGGCCAGCUGUCCAGCGCUCGGCCCUUGCUCUGGGCGGUCCCGGGGCGGAGUGAGCACGGCGGCGGCGGCCCCCGGAACGGGCAGUCCAAGCAUGGAGCGAGUGACUCAGAAAAUGUCCGGGCUGCAGUUCAACCUGGGACCCGCCAAGGAGCCGCUGGGCUUCAUCAAGGCCUUGGAAUGGAUUUUUGCCAUCUUUGCAUUUGCCACCUGUGGCAGUUACAGCGGAACUACAAAAAUCAAACUCUAUUGUCCCAUAAGUGAAAACCUGACUGCUAAGGUUGAUUUUGGAUACCCAUUCAGGUUGAACAAGGCUUCGCUCAUCCUUUCAGAGAAGACAAAUUGUAAUGGCACUUGGCCUGAACAGUACCACCUGGUGGGAGACUUCUCAUCUUCAGCUCAGUUCUUCGUGACUUUUGCUGUCUUCGUGUUCCUCUACUGUAUCGCUGCCCUGGUGGUAUACCUGUGUUUCUUACAUCUGUAUCGAGGCGCUGGUAAACUUCCCAUGAUCGACUUCAUUGUCACCGUGGUCGUUUCUUUCUUGUGGCUGGUAAGCACAUCUGCCUGGGCGAAGGCCCUCACGGAUAUCAAAACGUCCACUGGCUCCAGUCUUUUGGGUAGCCUUGAUCCUUGUAAAAGUGGAAAAGUGAAAUGUCUUUUUGAUGAAGUCAGCAGUAUGGGAUCCUUGAACGUCUCUGUGGUUGUUGGAUUCCUCAACCUGAUUCUUUGGGCAGGAAACGCUUGGUUUGUCUACAAGGAGACCCACCUGCACAGCCCGCCAGCUGCUGAGCCCCCGAACCCUGGCCCCCCAAUUCCAACAGGGAUGUAAAGAGAGCGGGAAGUCACCCCAUAAGGAACCGAAGCUUCUCUCCAGCGCUGUGCUCACCACACUUUUGUUGUUGUUGUUUUUUAAUCCCUUCCUCGUCCUAAGUUGAUUGUGGUGAAAACUGGACAGGUUCCUCCCCCACUCCCCCCAAAAAAAACCGAAAACCUGUGCCUCUGAUGAAGGAAUGGCGCUGGGGAGGGGGUCAUUCUACUCUACCAAAAUGUUGAAAAAUGAGGAAACAUGCCUUGAUUGUAAUACUUUUUGUUUUUUGCAGCUCCAGCCUUCUGCAGCCACCAAGGGUUGGCUUUCCAGCUGACACAGGUCAGCACAGAUUGUGUAACUAUAGCCCAGUUGUGCUGCUCUGCUCAGAGUCAAUGCUGUCAUCUAUCUUUUAUUUGAGUCAAAGCCAAGAGUUGUACAUAAUGCUUGUGGCGUGUUCUUGUUUGGGGGGUUUGCGCUGUUGUCCUUCUGCAGAGGGAACAGCCAAAACACUUGCUUGAUUGAAAGUCUAUGUAUCAGAAACCUGUCAGCCAAAACUUAGAUUUAUAACUUGGGGAACAGGAGGGAGGCAAAAAGCUCUGUAAAUAGUCAUAAGCCAGGAAUUCUGGGAAAUCUGUACAUGGAGCCAAGCAAACUCGAGCAGAGUGCCGGGGAAUCAGAGCUGGGAAUGAAAGUUAAUUCCUAGUCCUGAUGGAAUGCGGGAAUGCAAACAUCCAACUCUUUGUCGCUCUCCUUUCAUAAGCAAGUUUUUUAUCCCAACUUCUUUCCUUUGUACUUUUCUGUAAUGCCUCCCCAAAGAAACUGUGCCUGCUGUUUUCAUAUUCUGUAAAAAAGGAGUCACCAAAGAAACUUUGCUUUUAUGCAAAAUACAGGAACCAGAACACA